Molecule: messenger RNA, 1578 nt
Organism: Spizellomyces punctatus DAOM BR117
Lineage: Eukaryota; Fungi; Chytridiomycota; Chytridiomycetes; Spizellomycetales; Spizellomycetaceae
Exons: 14
Coding region: 95-1447 (450 amino acids)
Cellular component (GO): cytoplasm
Molecular function (GO): saccharopine dehydrogenase activity
Source: RefSeq, a predicted model, not a curated record
GGUAGAGAUCGCACAGGCCCAACGUUUUCUGCUUGCGACCCACGUCAAGGAAAUCGUUUCCAAUCUCUUGUUAAAUUUCAAGCGAGCUGAAAGAAUGGCGACUGGACAAAAGAAGAUUCUGCUUUUGGGUUCCGGUUAUGUUGCUGGUCCUUGCUUGAAGUAUCUCCUUCGCAGGGAAGAAAACGUGAUUACCGUUGCCAGCCGACGCAUCCAAGGUGGCCAGAAGCUCGCGAACGGUCAUCCGCGAGUUAUUCCUAUUGCUCUUGACGUCGGUAACGAUGCGGCGCUUGAGGCGGAAAUUGCCAAGCAUGAUCUUGUUAUCAGCUUGAUUCCAUACACCCACCAUGCUCGCGUGAUAAAUGCUGCCGUUAAGCACAAGAAGCACGUUGUCACAACGAGUUACGUCUCACCCGCUAUGGAGGCCAUUGACCAAGCUGCCAAGGAUGCUGGAGUAACUGUUUUCAACGAAAUCGGUGUUGACCCUGGUAUUGAUCACCUCUAUGCGAUCAAGACGAUCGACGAGGUUCACGCUGAGGGUGGCAAGAUUCUCUCUUUCCUGUCCUACUGUGGUGGUCUCCCAGCACCCGAGGCAUCCAACAACCCUCUUGGAUACAAGUUCAGCUGGAGUUCCCGUGGCGUCCUGUUGGCGCUUCGUAACAACGCCAAGUAUCUGCAGGAUGGCAAGGUGGUUGAUAUUCCAGGGCCCCAAUUGAUGGACAGUGCCAAGCCUAUCUACAUUUACCCAGCCUUUGCAUUCGAGGGGUAUCCUAACCGUGACUCAACGCCGUACAACAAGCGCUACAACAUUCCUGAGUGUCAAACGGUGUUGCGUGGGACCUUGCGGUACCAGGGCUUCCCUACUUUUGUAAAAGUCCUUGUCGCGCUUGGAUUCUUGAGCGAUGAAGAGCAGGUCUACUUGAAGGAGGGCUCUGAGCCCAUUACAUGGAGAGCCGUCCUUGCAAAAUCCGUUGGAAGCGCGAGCGAGUCUGAGGCGGAUCUCAUCAAAACUGUCCGCGCAAAGGCGAAUCUGCAAGGCGAAGAAGGCGACCGUGUGAUUCACGGCUUGAAAUGGUUGGGCCUCUUCUCCGACACUCAUGUGCACCAACGUGGCACUCUCCUUGAUACACUCUGCGCGACCUUGGAGGAGAAGAUGCAGUUCUUGCCUGGCGAACGUGACAUGGUUAUGCUUCAGCACAAGUUUGAAGUGGAGUUGAAGGACGGAACUCGGCAAACCCGCACAUCUACUGGAUUGUGGUUCGGUGAGCCCAAUGGCGACACAGCUAUGGCCGUGACUGUCGGUGUACCGUGCGCCAUCACCACCCAACUCAUCCUUGAUGGUAAAAUUUCUCGCCGUGGUGUUUUGGCCCCUCUGGAUCAAGAACUCGUGCAGCCUUUGCUGACGGCACUGGAGGCCGAAGGAAUUCGGAUGGUCGAGGAAAUCUUUUAAUAGACGUUAAACCAGCAGACUAGUGUAAGGUAGACCACAUAGCCAUUUAUGUAGUAUGGUACUUUACGUCUGACAGUUCAUCCACGCAUAAUUCACAUUUCUGAAUAUAUUAAAGCUCACCAAAACCCGCC